GGAAAAGAGAUUCUCAUUUGUCGUUGGCUUAUUGCACCAAUCUUAAAAACUCGAAGAGAAAUAGAGAAAACACAUUGAACCUACGCAGUCGCAGAGAUGGGGGUGACGAAGGAGCAAGUUGAGUCAACCCUAAAUUCCAAGCUCAGUCCUUCUCAUCUUGAUGUCAUCGACACAUCUGGGGGAUGCGGUGCAAGUUUCACAGUUGAGAUUGUAUCUGAAAAAUUUGAAGGGAAAAGAUUGUUGGAGAGGCAUCGAAUGGUAAAUGCUGCAUUGUCGGAAGAGAUGAAUCAAAUUCAUGCUCUUUCCAUAUCGAAAGCUGCGACUCCGGAGCAAUGGAAACAGCAACAAGAGUCGCAAAAAUCUGAAGCAGCAUCUUAAAAUAAGAUGAGGAUGGAAAAAACUCGGGAUAGUUUGGAUCAUAUGUACCUCCAAAACAUAUAAUUUUAUUGUCUAUCGUAUUCCAACUUAUCGAAAACUAUGUUAGUAAGAUUGUUACAUUACAUCGUUUGUUAUGAAUAAGUUUCUAUCAUUUGAACCUACAAAUUUGAAGGACU
Messenger RNA from Olea europaea var. sylvestris, 554 nucleotides. Its product is annotated as protein BOLA2. Lineage: Eukaryota; Viridiplantae; Streptophyta; Magnoliopsida; Lamiales; Oleaceae. Gene Ontology annotation, biological process: intracellular iron ion homeostasis. The transcript is spliced from 3 exons. The record is from RefSeq and is a predicted model, not a curated record. Gene Ontology annotation, cellular component: nucleus; cytosol. Gene Ontology annotation, molecular function: 2 iron, 2 sulfur cluster binding. Bases 97 to 378 code for a protein of 93 amino acids.